This is a messenger RNA of Nematolebias whitei (Rio pearlfish), 2013 nucleotides long. It is a transcript of the gene xkr5a, whose product is annotated as XK related 5a. Gene Ontology annotation, biological process: phosphatidylserine exposure on apoptotic cell surface; apoptotic process involved in development; engulfment of apoptotic cell. Bases 21 to 1901 code for a protein of 626 amino acids. NCBI's taxonomy places the organism in Eukaryota, Metazoa, Chordata, Actinopteri, Cyprinodontiformes, Rivulidae. Gene Ontology annotation, cellular component: plasma membrane. The transcript has 8 exons. The record is from RefSeq and is a predicted model, not a curated record.
CCGGGCCGCUGGCCCGCAGGAUGCCGUCGGCGGCCCGGCGGAGCGGCUGCUGGAUCGCCUGGUGCCAGGCGGCGCUGCUCGGCGUGUCGGCGCUGGUCCUCGCGGCCGAACGGAGCGCUCUGAUCUACUGUAUAGGAUUUUACCUUUGGAACGAGGAGACGCAUUGGGCAGCCUUUACACUCGGCCUCUUCCUACCGGGGACAGCAGUUCAGCUGCUGAGUGUAAAAUGGUACUAUGAAGACGGUGACGACAGGCGGUGCUACCUCUCUGUCAUACACAUAUUACACCUGGGCAUCUUCAAAAGGUUGUGGGACUGCAUGAGGUCAGUGUUUCGCAUGCAAGGCUCAGUGGCAGAACUUGGGGUAGCGGUCAUGCAGCAGGCAGAUGUUGCUGCCCUUUGGCUACUAGAGGCCCUUUUUGUUACGCUUCCUCAGAGCCUUCUGCAAGCAUACAUCGUGGUGUCGACUGAUGUGGGCAUUGGAUCACCAGUGGCCUAUUGCUGUGGAUUAUGUGUGCUGUCUGUUUCCUGGGCCCUGGUGCUGUACAGCCGAGCCUGUUGUUUGAUACGACCAGGACACUUAGCCAUGCCUCCAGCAGCCCUGCUGUGCCAGCUGGUCUGGAGAGUGGGCAUGUUGGGGGCUAGGGUGACCUGCCUCAUGUUCUUUGCCCGGGUCUUUAACUGGUGGGUCUGUGGAGUAGCAGGUUUUCACUGGCUCACAGCCUCCUUCUGGCUGGUAUCGCAGCAGCCAGACAUUUGCACUGGACACUGGCGUUGGCGAACCUUUAAUAGCGUCCUGGGGCUCAUCCACGUCUUCCUCUUCCUGAACGUCAAAGAUGGACCCUCACGCUUUCGCAUGGCUAGCUUCUACUCAUUCAUGCUUGUGGAGAACGCCACUCUGCUGCUGGCUGCCUCCGACUUCCUGAGUGAAGCAUCAUGGGACAGCAUGACCCUUCCCACCUCUGUGCUGUGCAGCUUUCUCCUCGGGGCCACUUCUCUGGUUCUGUACUACCGGUUUCUCCAUCCAAAGUCCACAGAGAUCUCCCAUGGUUUGAACCGUCACCACAUGGGCAGCACAUGCAUAGAACAAGGGGAGUCCUCCUUUUCUCUCGGAGAUAAAAGUUUGCCAGCUUCUUCCAUUCAAAACCACGGCAGCUUCUCCCUCUCUGGUGUGGCAGGUUCUCUGCUGGAGCACCCUGGAAACUGUGGAGAUCACUCAAACAGCUCCUGUCCCUGCUUCCAUCAUCACUGGCUCCUGAUUCGCCUAGCCCUGAAGACUGGAGAUCUCAAUAAAAUCAACAGGGCGUAUGGAGCUGGGGGACCAGCUGCCAUACUGGACAUGGAGGAAUACAACCAGGAGUUUAAAAGCAGCUGUGAGGGUGUCUCCACUUCAGAGUCGCAGGGAAAGGGCCUGGCUCCUCUCUCAGACUGCAAAGAUGAGUUCCAGAGCUUAAGUGAACCCACAUCCACUGAACCGCCUGAAGAAGAAUACGACAGUCUGGAGAUGGAGAGCCCAAUGGAGUCGCCAACAUCAGAUUUCAAACGCAGCUCCCCAGAGGGCAAGUCUGUCUUCGGAGACAGUCCAGAACCGUAUUUCUGCCCCACAGAAUCAAGUUCCACCUUAUACUUCAGCGCUGACCCGCAGUCGCCCAGUAGCGGUAGUAACCCCCAUUUGGACCAGGACGUUGGGGGUUUUGAAUACGGGGUUCGGCUCAACUCCAUCCCAAGUGAUCCUGCCCUUCACAGGGAUGUGCGCAUACUCAUGGGCCGUGUUGGACCGCGCUGCAUUUCCACUCCUAAGCUGGACUCUGGAGUGCUGGAUUCUUCCUCCAGUGUUCCUCAUCUUACAGGCCCAAGGAGGCAGCUCAUAAUGUCCCACAGAGAUGAAGGUGACAACUUCUAGCCAUCUUACAACAGAAUCAGGGAACAAGUCAACAGCAGCCUAUCCGUCAUUCACAGAGCACAGAAGCUUUAUCACCUGCAAAAACUUGGUAGAUAACAUCUUGUUAUUUCAU